UAUAAACCAAACUGGCAUCUGGCAACACUGUUUUCCCUUGUACCGGCAUGCAAAACAAAUUUAGCGAAAAAGAAUAAUAAUAAUCUCAUUGUUGGGCCCAACUAGUAUGUCAACGAGUGCACCCAACAUGCCGACUACGCCGGGUGCCCAAGGAUCAGGAAACCAAAAUCCCACAACCACCAGUACCGCCAUAGUGAACACAUUCCGGGAGCUUAUCAAGGAGCCAAAGAACCUGGACGAAGCGGUCAAUUAUUUAUAUCAAACCCUUCUCGACGACGCCGUGGCCGGGAUCUUUAUUGAGACACAUCAUCUGCGUAAAACCGGGAAUCUGGCGGCCCUGGACGGAGUGCCGGAGGACUCUACGUACCGCAUCUGCGAGAUGCCCAAUCUGGACAUAUUUGGCAUUUCAACUGCCAAGAAACCGAUGGACUGCACCUGUCCCAACUGUGAUCGUCCGGUGGCCGCCGCCCGCUUCGCUCCGCAUCUCGAAAAGUGCAUGGGCAUGGGCCGCAUUUCAUCUCGUAUUGCUUCCCGUCGCCUGGCCACCAAGGAGGGUGCCACCCACCUGCACGCCGCGGGCAAUGCUGGUGGGACCGACGACGAGGACGAUGUGGACUGGUCGUCGGACAAACGCAAAAAGAAGUCCACGCAAAACUCUAGGAACAAUGGCUCCAAAAAGAACAAUGGCAAAACCUUCUAGUUAGUACUUAUGCAUUUUAUAAGGAUUAAACUCCGAAUGGGUGGAUCUGCCAUGAACUAAGACUUUAAUAAAAUCAAUAUAACAUUUAAAAAUUGAAAUUAAAAACGUUCUUAUAACGAAACGAGGCUUGGGUCUGUAGUGAACUCAGUGUAUUUAUUUAUUAAUCAUGAAUUGAAAUCAUUAAUUUAACAGUUGUCAAGUUUGUAAACACGAAUAUAAUCAACUAUUAGUGGAGUUUUCUCUGUGUCCUUAUAUUUCUCAAUAAAAUUAUUUUCUGA
This is a messenger RNA of Drosophila kikkawai, 978 nucleotides long. RefSeq names its product SAGA associated factor 11kDa (gene Sgf11). Gene Ontology annotation, cellular component: DUBm complex; SAGA complex. Gene Ontology annotation, molecular function: transcription coactivator activity. NCBI's taxonomy places the organism in Eukaryota, Metazoa, Arthropoda, Insecta, Diptera, Drosophilidae. The record is from RefSeq and is a predicted model, not a curated record. Gene Ontology annotation, biological process: positive regulation of DNA-templated transcription; regulation of transcription by RNA polymerase II.